GGCGGACCUACGCGCCUGCCGCGUGUCCGUGGCGCUUUGGCCGUUGUAAGGGCUGAGUGGAAGUUUUGCGAGGCUACUUCGCCUUGAUAGUCCUUGACUUCUUGGGUCACCUCUUUGAACUGAUUGAAACUUUUCGGGUCCCACAGUGGUGUGGGUGCAGAAACAGUCUCCUGACCGUCAGGUAGUUGAGUAUGAGCCACUACCUAAGCCCGUCCCUACUCAGAUCUCUUAAGGCAGUGUCCAUCAUUUCCACUGAUGAUUGAAUUUAUUUGGAAUGCUCAGCUUGAGGUUGUGAAAGCUGCACCCACAACUCAAGGGGGGAAAUACUUUUUUCCAGUGAAGGUAUUCCUUUGUCAUUUUUCAUGUAUAGACUGAAUCCUGAUCAUAACUGUAUGAUGGUCGAUACCAUUGAGGAGUGGCCACCAACAAAAUGGAAAUGAAAGAGAUUGCUAAACACAAGACACUAUGGAAAAUGAACUCAACAGGUGAACCUUUAUUAGUUACUGGUAUAGAAGUCAAUCCUCUGAAAAAAUUCACUAUUCCCAAGAUCAGAAGGACAGCUGGGAAAGUUUACUUGUCAUCUUGUUACACCAAUACUAGAGAGUAUAGUUUCAUACAUGAUACUCUUACCCAGUGCCAGCUUGAUCUAGGCUGUGAUCUGCAAUCAUCAUGGCGGUUUGGGGAUACAAAACUGGUUCACAAUGAGGAGUUGGAAAAAAACUUUACUUCUAAGAGGUCAGAGAUGCGUGAGAGUGGAAGACAUGGCAGAGAACUUGAAGAACAUUUCUGCUUUUUAGCACUUCCUCAGAAUGAUGUGGCUGAAAUAUAUCAAAAUGGGAUAAGUACCAGAACAUCUACAUUGAAGAUAUUAGGAAAUCCUCUUCUUGGAAUUUAUGUAUUUAGACAUGUUGAUGUUGCUUUGAAUUACGCUCGUAGUAGAAGCAUUACUGUAGAAAGUAUUAUAAUUUUUAAGGUUCUCUUUGGGAAAGUGAAGAAAAUUCAGCCUUCGGUGGAUAAAAACAAAGUUUCUUUGGAUCCUUCUCCUAACUUUGAUUGCCAUAUGUCCAGAAGCAUACCUUCUCUGAAAGAUACCAUUGAGUUACAAGCCUACAAUUCAGCGGUAUACUUCUAUGAAUACAAUGUUCUUUCAAAGCCAGUAGAUAAACCUAGGCAGUGUCUUCCAUAUGCAAUAUUAACAGUAAAAUUUAUUGGUCAAAAAGUAGAUAAUGGACACCUUAUGACAUCUUUGAGAUUCCUCUCAACUGGAUUUCCUAAGAGGGCUGAAAGAACGUGCUCUCUGAAUAACUGUACAGUGGCCAAAAGAAUUGGAAAAGGAAAAGAUGCUACUGUGAUCUUUGAGCAUUUCAGGAAACCUGUAGAUCCAUUUGUUCAGGAAAACUGUUCUUGCAGUGCCGUAAAUUCAGAGAUAAAUCCUUCCAACGAAAAUAUUUCUAAUUCCUACGGAAACGUACAAAAUGGAAACAUUUCUAUACAUGAAACAUACAGUGGACAGAUGGAGCACAAUUUAGCAGAAUGUAGAGACACUUCUCAAGUACAUAUAUAUGAUUCAGGUCUUUCAUUUUUUCCCAGUGAUACCAGAGAAAGUGUUAAUGGGGACUUCAUGUUAAAUUUGACACAGCUUAAAAAUGUUUUAAGUGGUCUUUCUGCUGCUUUUCCCCUUCAUAACAAUAUUGGCUCAAGCACAGUUAUUACUUCAAAACUCAUUAAAGACCCAAGACUGAUGAAAAGAGAAGAAAGCAUAGGAAAACAUAAUAAUAUUACAGGUUUAAAUAAGAUUUUGCCACUUGAGAAGAGUUUAGAUUUUAAUUCAGAAGAACACCUAUCAUCCACGCAAAAUAAUUCUGCCUUCUCAUCUGAAGUUGUGCCUGGUGAUCGUUCUAUUCUUACUAAUUGUUUGGACGCCCCUUGCUUCAAAGUUUCUUUUGAUGAUUCACAGUCACAGGCUCAGAACUGGGGCUCUAAGAACUAUGAUUAUACAACUCCUGGUAAAAUUACCAUGGCAAGACAGUGUAAGGGCCAAGACAAUUUUUCCUUCCCAAUGUGUUUGCCAAAUGCAGUUUCAGAAGUUGAGAACCAAAAACACAAUGAGGAAAAAGUCCAGAGAUCCCAGCAGAGAGACAACAUCUCACUUUUAAUUGAAGAAGAAGGUGAACCACGUAACUCUCACGAAUCAGUGAAUACUUGUACAGAAGGGUACAGUAGUCACAUCUCUCAGGAAUCAUGGUCUUCUAAUUUAGAAACUGUAUAUCAGACUGGUCAACAAAUGUCUACAGUUUUUCCUCUCCAAAAGAAGGAAAGCAUACGUGGGUACCUUCAAAAUAUUGGAAAAAUGAGAGACUUCACUAGUCCAGAGGAUAAUUCUGAACAUGGAGAAAAGCAAAUUUUGUGGAAAGAAAAUUAUUUUACUAAUGAAGCAAAAAUCAGACCAGUAGAUAAUUACAUUUCUUUGCACCAAGAAUACAAAGAGAAUGAGAGUCUUUGUUCUUUCAGAAAAAAUUGUGAUCAAAUACCAAUUACUCAAGAAUUAGAAAUACCAAAAUCUUCUGCAUUUACCACAAAGGAUAAAUAUGACCUAGAUCAUCUAGCAUUGGAAUUAGAAAGUAAUCUUACUCCAAGAGUGGAGAGCCUUUCACAAAAACAUUCUCAACCCUCUUUGGAGUAUGAAGAUAACAUUCAUACAAGUUUUGCAAUUUCUCAAAAACUAAUGGAACUAAAAUUGGAAAAACCAAAUCAAAACAGUGUUAACAUUAUGACAAAUGCUCUUCAAGAAGCAAAAGACAUUCCUCAGGACAAAGAAUUGCCAAAUGAUAGAAUUACUUCAUCUCACGACAUUAAAACAACUCAUGACAAUUCAGAUUGUAGCAUAGCUGGUGAACAUACAUGUGUCCAUGAAAAUGAUCCAGUGCCACUGGAGAACAUGCAAAAAGACUGCAGAGAAACUUUUCAAAAUGCUAAUAAAGGUCAAGGUCAUACUCUGUGCUGUAAUGCAGAGUUGUACAGUGAUAUACACCUGAAUACUGAUUUUAAAGAACAAGGAGACAAUGAUAAAGAAAAUGAAAAUGAGGCUAAAGAGGAAGACACUGCUUUGUCUACAGAAAACAACAGACUAGAUAUAUAUGAAGAUGAGAAGCAGGGUUUUCGUACAGACAAAAAUUAUGCCAUUAUAGAUGAAAGAAGGGAGAAUGAAAAUUACAAUAAUGUAGAAAUUCUGAGUUCUGAAGAAUUUUGUACAUUUAAUUUGACUUGGGGGAAAAGACAUGUAUCAACAGAAACUACAUUUUUAGAAAGUGAAGAUACUAUCACUGCCAUAAAACAGAAAGAUUCUCAAAAUACAAGCAGAAGUGUAGAGCAUUUGGCUUCCACAGCACUUCCCAAAAUUGCAGCAUCUUCAGUGCAUGUAGCCUCAAAUGCUGCAGUACAGAUAACUGAUGGUAUGGUACCUACAUUAGGCACAAAUCAUGAAGAUCACCAAAGAUACCAGAUUCAAGAAACUUGUUCAUCUGAGAGUCUAGAUGUUGGUCUGUUGGUAAAACAUAAGGUUUCUGAUUGUGAAAUGGAUGUGGAUAACAAUAAAUUUCAUGACUCAUUUAAUCAGUCAGUAAGUGAGAGUCCCAUUCUUCAGAGUUGUGAAUUGGAAAAUAAGAUUGAAUUGGGAUCAGAACUGUGUGAUGAUGUUUUUCUAAUUCAACAAGAUACUUCUAGCCAUAGAAAUGCUCUAUAUGAAGAAUUUGGGGCCUCAUAUGAGGCUUUAAAGUCUCGUAUUGAUUGGGAAGGUCUGUUGGGAAGCAAUAAUGGGGAGAGGGAAGUUUUGAAAAGCUCCAGAGGAAGGGAGAAUAAUGAUCAACAUUACUCUGAGGAAAGUAAUUCUUCCUAUUCCUCUACACAAAAGGACAAAGAACUCUUCAAUCCAAUUUUACUUCCAGAUUUACAAGUGAAAAUCACUAAUAUAUUUAUGCCAGGAUUCACUCCCACUUUUGAAUCCCCUGCAUUAGAAGAUAAUUUUUGCAAAAACAUAACUAAAACCAAAGAACCAGAAAUGGAUGAGGAGGAGAAAUUGCCAGGAUUUGAAAUCUAUUCCCAGUGUUCUGGUGAAUAUUCACAUCACCCAUGUGAAAAUGAAUCUGGUAAUACAAGCCAAGAAUCAGGACUAGUGAGUAAAUCUGAAAUCUCACUUCCUCUUGAUGCAAAUCAUAAUACACAAGGAAAUCAUGCUUCUGAAAAACAAAACAGUGGACCUUUGCUUACAGAGCCCUCUAAUGUCACAGCAUUAAGUAAUGAAACAAGUUGUUCCUUGACAGAUUCAAAAACUGAUUGUAAUGAUACUAGAAGUAAAAAGGACACAGGAUCAAGAAUUAGUAAAAGAAAGCCAAAUACACCUUUCAGGAAUGAGAACACAGCACAUAAGGAUUUAAGACAUCAUGAAAUUUACGGAAAGAAGAGGAAGCUAACCGAUCAAGACUCAUCUGAAUGUUUUUCUUCAUUAUCCCAAGGGCGAAUUAAAACAUUUUCAAAGUCAGAAAAACACAUUAGGAGUGUCCUAGAUAUUCUAAAUAGUGAAGCAUCUUUAUGCAAAAGCAAACGUCUUUCCAGAAAACUUGACAGAGCUGUUCUUCACUUAAAAAAAGCUCAUAGGAGAGUUCACACAUCUUUGCAACUUAUAGCUAAAGUAGGAGAAAAAAGAAAAGGCCCAUUACCAAAAUCAUAUGCAAUAAUAUGCAAUAAUUUCUGGGAAAGUUGUGACCUUCAAGGUUAUAGCUCUGUGUCUGAAAGAAGAUAUUAUUCCACUAAACAUUUUUUGUCAAAAAGAAAAUAUGACAAGCCAGGAGAGAAAAGAGCUUUGGGAUUUGAAGUGGGUAAAUCAUUAACUCAUGUAUCAAAGCACAAGUCUUUCAAAACAAGUAGAGAGAGAAUCACAGAGUGCGUUUCUAAGAAAAAUGUAGCUAGCAGUGUCUCCAGAAGUCACACCACUAUUCAUGUGAGAGAAUUUUGUGAGAAGGAGUAUCCUGAAUCACAGUUAGCCCUGUGCUCUACACCCCGAAGUACGAGUUAUUCAGCUUAUAACAAGAGCAGUAUGAAAAGUCUGAGAUCAUCAGAACUUCAGCCAUUUUCUGGAGAACCUGGGUUUUUGUUUUCCCCAUCCUGCCCAGAUAAACUAACUAAAAAAAAUAAAAUUGACACAGCAUUUUUAUCUAACAUCAGUAAAUAUGAAAAGCCUGAGUACCAUUCAGCAAAUAAUAAAAUUAAGGAUCUAAUGAAAGAAAGUAAUUCUGAGACUAAUAAAUUAAUAAAUAAGAGUAAUUCAGUAUCUUUAAAUUGCAUAAAAGAAAAUAAUGUAAGUUUUAGCAGAGACAAAAAUUAUGAUGCAACUUGUGUAACGCACACAAAGGUAAAAACUGACAUAGUUAUUUCAGUUUUAGAAUCAAAUGUGAAGCACUUUUUAAAUGUUGAUAUCUAUAAACCAGAUAACCUUAUUUUAUCUGGUUAUAAAAGAAACUUGGAAGUAACCUUUCCUAUUGAAGAAUGGACAGCUCCCACUCAGAGCUCCAAACCAGGCAUUAUUGCAGGAGACAUGCUUAUGGACCCAUUAAAUCCAACUCUGAUAACCCACAAAAAGUAUAACAGUGUUCCUCAAUUGUUAACAACCACUCCAGUGACAGCUAGUGAAGGAGAAUCUUCAGAAUCUUAUUUGGAUAGACAGAGAACUUUUUCUGUAGAUUCUUUUGCAACAUCCACUAAUGUACCACACUGUCAGCCACGAUGUGGUGGAAAGGAGUGUCUAAAAACAGAACAGUGGUCUUCAAGUAAUUGCUUCCAUAUAGAUGAGAAUGACUCAGGUGUUCUUGAGAAUUCUGAGUUGGGUCUCAAAUUAGUAACUGAAGAAAGUAAAAGUUGUAGGAAAAAAACAAUGAAGAAACUAUUUUCCAGUGAUAGUUCUUUGCUCUUAAAAGGUAAUAUGAAGUGUUCCUCUUCAAAAAAAUGUAUGGCAAAGACAAACAUUCAGGACAGAAAAAUGUGGAAAGUUAAACAUGCAGAAAAGGCAAAAGAUUCACUUCACAUAAAAACCAUGACUGAAGGAUUCACUGCUACUAAGUACAAAAACCAAAAGAAUAAGAUCUUAGAAAAUUCCUCCUACUUACGUGAGAAAAGAAUUAAAAAUGUGAUUGAUUCUCAUCAAAUCUUUGAAGAUAUUACUGAGGUAGUCUCUUUGAAUAACACAGUUUCUAAUCAUCUUAGCAAAAGAGAGAAAGAAGGGGAAGUUAAAGUUAGUAAUAACUCUCAGUCUGACUCUGCAUUGCAUUCAGAAAUAGCUUGUAAUUCCAAACCACACAUUACAGGAAUGAAUCAUAGGCCUGUUUUACAUAUGCACUCUCAAACCUCUGAAUCCUCUACUGAGAAGAAGCCUGCAUCAAACGUGAAUGGAUUAAAAGAAAAAUACUGCUCAGCUGAUCAUUCAGCUCUUAUACCUAGGCUAGCUCAAAUUUUGAGAAGGGCAGAUGAAACAUCAUCUUUUCAGAUUCUACAGGAAGAAACUAAGGCUUGUCAAAGUAUUCUCCCAUUAUUUGUUGAAGCUUUUGAAAGAAAACAAGAAUGUUCUCAUGAACAAAUCUUGAUUUCAAGAGAACUGUUGGUAGAACAAAACCUGUGGAGUAAUUGCAAACACAAAUUAAAACCAUGUGCUAUUGACUCCUUGGUGGAACUCCAAAUGAUGCUGGAAACUAUUCAAUUCAUUGAAAACAAAAAAAGGCUCUUAGGAGGUGAGCCAACUUUCCGAAGCUUGCUUUGGUAUGAUGAAACAUUGUAUGGUGAGCUGCUUGGUAGACCACGUGGAUUUCAACAACAAUCCAAUUUCUAUCCUGCUUUUCAAGGAAGGUUAAAAUAUAAUGCAUUCUGUGAGUUGCAAAACUAUCAUGAUCAGCUAAUUGAAUUGUUUGAAGAAACCAAAAGGGAAAACAAUUCAUACUAUGCAUUCUUAAAAUACAAACGGCAGAUUAAUGAAUGUGAAGCAAUAAUGAAGCAUUGUUCUGAUUGCUUUGACUUUUCUCUUUCUGUUCCAUUUACCUGUGGAGUUAACUUUGGAGAUAGUUUAGGAGACCUAGAAACCUUAAGAAAAAGUACUUUAAAGCUGAUCGGUAUGUAUGGGGACUCUCCUAAAGUUGAUUCCUAUCCAGGAAAACAAGAUCAUUUGUGGAUUAUCAUAGAAAUGAUCUCCUCAAAAGUUAAUUUUAUUAAGAACAAUGAGGCAGUAAGUAUUAAGAUAUCUCUUUAUGGUCUGGAACAUAUCUUUUUUGAUGCUGCAAAAAGUCUUGUUUGGAAAGAAAGGAGACAGUCUUUUAGCAAAAAAUACUCAGGAAAGAAGGAUAAAGAAAUGCUACUCAAAAUGAAUCAGUAUGCUUUUUCUAAGUUGAAAAAUAUAUAUGAUACGUUGUCUAAAGAUUUAAGCAGUGAACAAAUUUCCAACAUUGGGCUUGAGAAUACUGAGAUUGCUUCCAGAAAGUCAGAUGACCUAAUAAACAAAGCUACAGUUAACAUGGAAGACUGUAGGUUUAACAGUACUUUGCUUUCACACCCAGAUAUCUGUUGUGUUAGUGAAAUAUUGGAUCAGGCUGGAUUUGCAGACUCUGAGAAAUUGGAGGAACUCACUUUGAGAUGUAUUGGACACCUAGAAAUUUUAAAAAAAUACUUUCAGAUGCUGCAAGAAGAGAACAUAGAUCAUAUUUUUAUCACAGAAGAAAAUGUUUUGGACAUGGUGAAAAACCACAACCAUGGAGCCAUAAUUUUAAAACCUGCAGCCAUUGAAACCUAUAUUGAAAUUGUCAUGCUUUCAGAAACUGUUCACUUUCUUAAAAACACAAUGGCAAAGAAACUAGACAAACAGAGGUUUCGAGGUAUGCUUUGGUUUGAUUUGUCACUUCUUCCUGAGUUGGUUUGCUGCCAAGAAAAAAUGGCUCCUUUUUCAUUUCUUAAAGAUAACUCAACAGAUUGCCUUUGGAAUGUCAUAGAGACUGCUAUUUCUGAACUUAAAAAAGAUCUGGAUAUUAUUUACAAAUAUAGUGAAGGGAUUAAUUGUUCAUACGCUCUUCAUUUGCUCUCAAGAGAACUUGCAGAACUUUCAGAAAUAAAAAAACUUCUAGAGAUGUCUAAGUAUUCCGUUUCUACAUUUAUUGACUUUGUGCCAUAUAUAGCAUCCAUAAAUUACGGAAGCACUAUGACAGAGUUAGAAUACAACUACAAUCAGUUUUCUACACUGCUCAAAAAUAUAAUGGCUGCCCCUCAGAAAGAUUUAGGGAAAAUGGCUCAUAUUAUGAAAGUCAUGAAAACUAUUGAACAUAUGAAGAUAAUAUGUGCUAAAAAUGCUGAAUUAACCAUUUCCUUUAUUCUGUGCCAAAUGCUACAUAACAGAAAGAAGACUUUACAACUGAAGAGAAAAGAAAAAAUGAAUAUGCAUGUAAAACCUAGGAAGAGUAUCAGUAAAUCUAGUACUUUUAUGAAAGUGCCCUCAAUUUCAGAGUGCAUAAUGAAAAAUGUUUCAAAUUCCUCUAAAAAACGAUCUAUCACUGUAGACAAAUGUGAAGACUCUCAGGAACAAGAGAAAAACAGUACUGUUUCCAGCUGUAAAAAACAAAAGGUUGACAUGAAAGAUGUAACAGAAAUCAACAGAGAAGAGGCAACAUUCAAGCACCCAAGGACCACGAGAUCUCAUCCUGAAAGUCCAAGCGAAAUAGGAGCAACUUCAUCUGACAAUCUGAAAAGAAACCAUGUAUCUCCAAAAAAGAUUGAGGUGGAAAGAUCACUACCUGACUCACUCUUACCUUCAAAGAACUUAAAAGACACUUGUACAUCAAAGCCAGAGGACAGAAUAGAUUUAACUAAUAUUUCAUCUAAUACUUCGAAAGAUCUCACUGGACAACAGGGAAACUUAAGUAGCAUGAAGAAAAGCAAUGCGAAUUUUAGUGCUCCUGAAACAAAAACUGAUAAGAAAGCUUGUUCUUCUUUCACAAUUUGUGAACAAAGAAGUGUAGAUGGCGUAUUUCCAAAAGACCGCAAGAUGCCUUCACAGAGAUUUCUUAAUCCUGCAGAGAAAUUUUGUCCCUCAGACAUAAAACCAGGAACUGAGCCUGAUGGAUCAGUGCUCUCAAAGCCUGUUUUCCGUUUUGUUAGGGACAUCCCUGCCAAUAUAGAAACAAAUGACACUGUCUUUGAACUUCAAGAUUAUGAAAUAUUAAAUUCUUCUAUUAAAAAUUCUGCAUGCACCAAUUCUUCAGAAUCCAGAUUUAAUCAGGACAAAUCUCCUAUUCUGCAAGUAAAUAAAACACAGCCUGAAAAAACUGAGUUAAAAGAAAAAUACAUGGAUACCUUGAGUCCCAGUUCUAUACCUCUAGGAGCAUCUGAGGACAUAACCCUUAAUGUAAAUCAAACAGCAGAAUACUCUUUUUCUGAACAACAAAAUAAUGAAAAUCCGAAAGUCCUAACUCAAAAUGCUGCAGCAUAUUGGAAUGAACUUCCACAGUCUGCAUGUGCUCCAGUAUGUAGUUCUUCGGCGUAUGCAUUUGGAACUUCAUAUCCUUACUACGCUUGGUGUGUUUACCAUUACAGCAGCAGUGGUGGCAGUUCCCUUACCCAGACAUAUCGUGGGAUAACAUAUGAAGUACAGCCAUCUCCUCCUGGGAUGUUGACUGCAAUUGCAAGUACAGUUCAAAGUUCACAUUCUAAUCUUUUAUACUCUCAAUAUUUUGGUUACUUCGCUGGGGAGCGACAAGCAAGUGACUUUCUGCCAGUGAAUGGGUAUUUUCAAUCUCAAAUGCCUGUUCCUUAUAAUUUUCAGCAGCCAGUUUUUUCACAGUAUGCUCCCCAUCAGUCAUUCCCACAACCUGUAUACCCUUACCCUCCUGAUUCAGGUGUGCUUCCAGAAGUUCCAUGGACUUAUGUUCCAUGGCAACAAGAACCUUUUCAGCCAGGACAUUGAAAAAAGUCUUCUGUCUACUGAAAUAAAGGGAAUUUAACAAGGUUUUCCAAGUAUUUUUUUAGUUACUUUUUAUUUUUACAUUUUUUAAAUAUAUGUAAAUGUGGUAGGAAAUAUAAACCAUAUAGCUCUUUAUAAAAUGUUUAAAUGCAACAGUGUAUCAUAUAAUGCAACUGGAAAUCAAUUUCUGACAUCUGAAAUACCAAAAUUAUUUCCAUGCAAUAUUUUAGUGAAUGAUAGUAGGCUAUUUUCAAUAUCCAUCAGAAAUAUUAACAAUAUUUUGAAAUUAUAUUUUGAAAUGUUUCCAUCACAAAUGUUACAGUUAUAUAAAAAUUCUUUUCAGAUUAUCCUAAUGGAAUAAGGAGAGUAAAUGUACCAUUUAAUAUGAGUAAACUUAAGCAAUAAUAGUAAAAUCUUUAAGAUUUUUCUCUCUGAUAUUUUUUGAUAUAUUGUUUAUAAUAGCAUU
Mustela erminea (ermine) is the source of this 10448-nucleotide messenger RNA. RefSeq names its product testis expressed 15, meiosis and synapsis associated (gene TEX15). Gene Ontology annotation, biological process: male meiotic nuclear division; synaptonemal complex assembly; homologous chromosome pairing at meiosis. Bases 431 to 9985 code for a protein of 3184 amino acids. The record is from RefSeq and is a predicted model, not a curated record. The transcript is spliced from 12 exons. Lineage: Eukaryota; Metazoa; Chordata; Mammalia; Carnivora; Mustelidae. Gene Ontology annotation, cellular component: nucleus.